UGCCCUCUUCAGCUCUCUGGGUCCUGGCCCCAGGCCUCGCUCAGCUCCUGGCUCCGGCCCCUCCGGGACGAUGGCUCCUUGCGCCAAACUUGCCUUGGUCUCCUUCUGGGUCCUGUCGCUCCGCUCCGCCACCUUGGCUGGGAUUCACCAUGUCUCCUGUUUCCAGCUCAUCUCCCCGUGGGCAGCCCCUGGUCUGCCCAAGCGGCUGGAUGUGACAAGGGUGAAUGUCCUGGUGUGCUCAGCCUAUGACAGCAACACCGGCAGGCUGGCUCCCCGCAGUGGCUACAAACCGGACAGCCAGGAGUCCUGGAGUGCAGGCAAAUGCAUGCUCUGGGAGUCCUGGGUGGAGACCAAGUACCAGGCCCUGGUGCAGGAGGUGAACACCAGUUCCCCACAGGGAGAGCCCUACUACAUGCAGAUCCUGAAGACUUGUGAGCUGGACGAUGCCACCGGUGCCGUCCGAGCCGUCACGAGAUAUUCCCUCAACGGGGAGGACGUGCUGCGGUACCAGUCCGACCAGAACCGCUGGUUCUCGGAGCACCCGGCAGCCUGGCGAGUGGCGGAGCGCUGGAACCGUGAAGGGGAGACUUUCACUGCGUGGAACCUCAUCCAGCCCCAGCAUUGCAGGUUCAUGAUCGAACUCGCUCUGCCUUUCAUCGCUCAGAAGACAGCCCAGCCCACAGUGCAUGUGGCCCUUGUCCCAGGGACCCAGGACCGGCCGCGCCGCCUCGUCUGCCACGUGACGGGGUUCUAUCCCCGCGACAUCGAGGUGAUCUGGGAGCGGGGAGGCCAAGUGGCCCAGGGGGAGCAGCUGACCAGUGGCAUCCUGCCCAAUGGGGACUUAACCUUCCAGAUCCAGGUGUCCAUCGAGCUGGGGCAGAAGGGGGUUGGCCCUGCAGAACAUGUGUGUGUGGUGAGACACAGCAGCCUGGGGCAUGACCCGCUAAGGGUGACCUGGGAUUCCCAGGUCACAGGCCAGACUGGUGUGCCGGCAAUCGUUGCUGGGUGCAUCCUCGCUGCCUUGGGAGUCGUGGCCCUGGGCUGGUACCUGAGAAGGAGGUGGCGGCUAGGGGCCCAGAAGGGGCCGUAUCGCACGGCACAGACACAGCCAGGGACUCUCGACUCUGCUCCAGCCAUAGCUAAGCCAGCAGGAAACUCCUUGUUCACAGCAUCUUCUUGCCCAGAUGCCACCGAGUGACCAGACUCAGAGCCGGCUGUGCCAGGGCCAUCGGAUUUGACUGGAGCUACAUGGAGCAUCCGUGGUGAAGGGGAUGUGCUGGGGGAUCAAAUAUUGCUCAUUUAAUGGAUCAAGUACUUCUGCUGCUCGCUUCUGUUCAAAUGCUUAGUCAUGUUCCCUCAGCAUCUCUCUGUCAGCUUGCUUUCUGAGCAACACACCAGUCCCAGACAGCUUGGCUCCCCUGCUGAUUCCACCAAGCUGCUUUCGAUUUCACUGCUACUUCACCUUGGCAGGCUUAUGCAUUUUAAAAGUUUCCUUCUUUAUCCACCAUAAAGCCUUUGAGUAAUUUGUAACCAUUUUUGACCAAACUCCACUGACUGCAGACUUGUAAAAUUUUACACUUGGCAUGUUAAUCAACUAAAUAUUGUGAAACAAUAUUUUCAAUAGACGUAACCCUAAGCUACUUGUUGGAUUUGUUUUUAAUCAAGGGCAUUUCAAUCUUUUAUACAAUUGCUUAGUUUUAAUAUAAUUAUUCUUUUUCCAUUUUCAUAUCACUA
Messenger RNA from Dermochelys coriacea (leatherback sea turtle), 1734 nucleotides. Its product is annotated as DLA class II histocompatibility antigen, DR-1 beta chain-like. Gene Ontology annotation, biological process: immune response. Bases 71 to 1198 code for a protein of 375 amino acids. The record is from RefSeq and is a predicted model, not a curated record. The transcript is spliced from 7 exons. Gene Ontology annotation, cellular component: external side of plasma membrane. Lineage: Eukaryota; Metazoa; Chordata; Testudines; Dermochelyidae.